This is a messenger RNA of Ascoidea rubescens DSM 1968, 1871 nucleotides long. RefSeq names its product kynurenine 3-monooxygenase (gene BNA4). The transcript has a single exon. The coding region runs from base 264 to 1691 and encodes 475 amino acids. Gene Ontology annotation, cellular component: mitochondrial outer membrane. The record is from RefSeq and is a predicted model, not a curated record. NCBI's taxonomy places the organism in Eukaryota, Fungi, Ascomycota, Saccharomycetes, Ascoideales, Ascoideaceae. Gene Ontology annotation, molecular function: FAD binding; NAD(P)H oxidase H2O2-forming activity; kynurenine 3-monooxygenase activity. Gene Ontology annotation, biological process: L-tryptophan catabolic process; quinolinate biosynthetic process; NAD+ metabolic process.
UUGAAGCGCACUCAUUUCUGGUUCUGCUUUUACCCAAAUAUACUUCCAAGAGCCUGCUUUUCUGCUCUUUCUCACUGGAGGCCUGUUUUGUUUCAAUGAGCUAUCGCUUCUGAUCUCUGGCUGAUUCCUUUGUCGUUUCAAUAUUCUGUCCUUGUUCUCCUUCACUUCAGCUCACCCUACUGUUUUUCUGUUUCCUCUUUUAUUUGUAAUUUAUAUUCAACUGUACCUAACCAUAUUCAGCUUCCGAUCACUGUUUAAUCCAAAUGAACUCGUACGAGCCCAGAGAAGAAAGCGUUGCCAUUAUCGGUGCAGGUUUGGUUGGCUGUUUAGCUGCUUUGAAUUUUGCGAAACUUGGUUACUAUGUUACACUAUUCGAAUUGCGAGAUGAUCCACGUCUAAGAGAUACCACUGACAAAAACUUGAGAUCAAUCAACUUGGCUGUCUCCGAACGUGGCAUCAAAUCUCUAAACUAUGUCGACUUGGAAAUGUCCCUAAGAGUUCUAUCCAAAAUUGUCCCAAUGAGAGCAAGAAUGGUCCACGAUCUUGAAGGCAACCAAAAAUCCAUACCCUAUGGUUUGCAUGGCGAAACCAUUAACUCGAUCGACAGAGGUUUCCUAAACGUCGAACUACUCAAUGAAAUCGACAUGAACAACAACAUCCAGAUCCUAUUUGGUUUGAAACUCGUCAAAUUGGAUUUCAACAAGAAAAAUAAUGACAACCCUAUCGUUUAUUUCCAAUCAAACAAAAAGAAAGACGACGACAUAUCCAACCCUAUCCAGUCCUAUGAAUUCGAUUUCGUUGUAGGCGCUGAUGGCGCCUACAGCCAGACUAGAUUCCAGCUACAAAAAUUCAUCAGAAUGAACUUUGAACAAGAAUACAUUGACACUGCUUAUAUAGAGUUGGUUAUUCCUCCAGGAAAGAAAAACUCAUACCAACUAGAUCCACAACACUUGCACAUCUGGCCCAGAGAAAAUUUCAUGUUAAUGGCAAUGCCCAACCACGAUGGCUCCUUCACCUCCACCUUUUUCGGUCCCUGGGACCUAUUAAAAAAUCUAAAUAACGACGAAAAGGUCCUUGGUUUUUUUCAAACAAACUUUCCUGACUCAAUCAAUCUAAUUGGCCUCCAAAAACUACUAUACGCCUUUAAAUACCACCCAAAGGGCGCACUAGUUUGCACCUUUUGCGAUCCUUACAACUACAAAGGAAAAUGUAUCAUAAUCGGCGAUGCUGCCCAUUCAAUGGUUCCAUUCUACGGUCAGGGAAUGAACUGUGGUUUCGAGGACGUCAGGGUCUUGACUGAUCUAUUGAAAAAACACAACUUCACCACUGAAUUGGCCUUCCAAGAAUACAGCGAAACAAGAAACAAAGACCUAAUCGCCAUCAUCAACCUCGCAAAGGAAAACUACAAAGAAAUGUCCCAAAGAGUCAACACACAACAGUUCCAAAUUAGAAAAACCAUCGACAACCUCCUCUACAGAAUACUAGGCGACAAAUGGUUGCCCUUGUACACCAUGGUCUCCUUCAGAAACGACAUCCCCUACUCUGAAGCUAUUCGAAGAGGCAGAAAACAGUACAAUAUCAUCACUGGUAUACAAAUUGGCGUCGCCACUGUUGGCAUUCUCGCUGGUUAUAAAUACUCUCGUUCUCUAUUCUCUUCCUUCACAAACAUGAUAAUAAAAAGCUUGAAAUAGCACCAGCGCUAACCAGUAGCCAGUAACCAGUAAUCACUAACCACUAACUAGUAAUACCUACCACAAACCCUUCUCUAUCUAUAUAUAUAUUCCCCCUGUGUAUAUCUCCCCCAUAUCUUUAUCAACUUCGAGAUACUGCUCAUCUCAUCGCCUUCGACUGCCUCUCUUUUCGUGGUCGAA